AUGGGAGGAGGAGGAGGUGGAUGUGGAUGCGGAUGUGAAGAUACUUCAUGUCUUCCAAAACCUCCAAAGAUUACCUGUCAACGACUAUGCUUCUCUAUUCCAUCAAUCGCGCUGCCGAUGCCAUGCGGUUGCGGCUGCGGAGGACGUAAGAAGAGAGCAGUUGAAGGUGAUGCUAAGUGCACGGAUCCAGAACUACAUAAGCUCAUCUUAGCGGGCAUACGCAAUAACGUGACCGAAUCACGGAACAACAUUCUCGCCGCUUUGAAGGAAAAGCACGGCGAUUCGCGAUAUUUGGUUACGUGCGCCGAAGGCACCGCAACAUUUCUAUCAUCAGCAGACCAGUACUGCACGGCUGGAACACCACAACUGAUAUGUCAUGUGGCACGAGCAGUUGAUCCUGAACCCUCAUCGUGA
Molecule: messenger RNA, 414 nt
Organism: Necator americanus (New World hookworm)
Lineage: Eukaryota; Metazoa; Nematoda; Chromadorea; Rhabditida; Ancylostomatidae
Exons: 5
Coding region: 1-414 (137 amino acids)
Source: RefSeq, a predicted model, not a curated record